Glycine soja is the source of this 817-nucleotide messenger RNA. RefSeq names its product 40S ribosomal protein S23-like. Gene Ontology annotation, biological process: translation. Lineage: Eukaryota; Viridiplantae; Streptophyta; Magnoliopsida; Fabales; Fabaceae. Gene Ontology annotation, cellular component: cytosolic small ribosomal subunit; ribosome. Gene Ontology annotation, molecular function: structural constituent of ribosome. The transcript has 4 exons. The record is from RefSeq and is a predicted model, not a curated record. The coding region runs from base 134 to 562 and encodes 142 amino acids.
CUGAACAGACCCAGUAGUGUUUUGGUUUUUGUCCACUAUAUAAACCCCCAACUUCGGUUAUCGAUUAGGGUUUUGCGCUGUUGUUGCUGCUCAUCCUCCGUAACCUCCGAGCUCUGCACCGAAGAACGAAGCCAUGGGGAAGACACAUGGAAUGGGAUCUGCUCGCAAGCUCAAGUCCCACCGCAGGAGGCAAAGGUGGGCUGACAAGUCAUACAAGAAAUCACAUCUUGGAAAUGAAUGGAAGAAACCUUUUGCUGGUUCAUCCCAUGCCAAGGGAAUUGUCCUUGAAAAGAUAGGUAUUGAGGCUAAGCAGCCCAACUCUGCCAUUCGUAAGUGUGCCAGGGUUCAACUUAUCAAGAAUGGGAAGAAGAUUGCCGCUUUUGUCCCUAAUGACGGUUGCUUGAACUACAUUGAAGAGAAUGACGAAGUCUUGAUUGCUGGAUUUGGACGAAAAGGUCAUGCUGUGGGAGAUAUUCCUGGUGUCAGGUUUAAGGUCGUGAAGGUCUCUGGUGUCUCUCUUUUGGCUCUCUUCAAGGAGAAGAAGGAGAAGCCAAGGUCUUAAAUUUGUGGAGUACUUGUGUUUGUUUUCAAUAGUUUCUCUCAAGUAUUAUGAAUUUUGUUUUUAGGUGAACGGGUUUUAUGAACAAUUUUCUAUCUUUUCUAGUUAUUUUACUGAACUUCAUUUAACAUUUCAAGUAAACAUAUCUCGGCUUGCCUCGCCUAUGCUUCUUCCCCUUUCUCUGGCUUCUUGUGAUUGUUUUUUUCAUUCUCUUGCUGUAAACUUUCACGGAAUAUAUAGCCAUUGAAGGUUUAGCAA